Molecule: messenger RNA, 2218 nt
Organism: Acinonyx jubatus (cheetah)
Lineage: Eukaryota; Metazoa; Chordata; Mammalia; Carnivora; Felidae
Gene: ARSK
Product: arylsulfatase family member K
Exons: 8
Coding region: 15-1649 (544 amino acids)
Source: RefSeq, a predicted model, not a curated record
AGCCGCUCUCUGCAAUGCUGGUGCUGUGGGUGUCGGUGGUCGCAGCCACGGCGCUGGCAGCCCCAGACCCCGGGGCAGGUGGGCAGAGGCGAGGAGCUGCUGGGGUUUGGCCCGUUGCACCCAACGUGGUGCUAGUCGCGAGCGACUCCUUCGAUGGAAGGCUGACAUUUUAUCCAGAAAGUCAGGUAGUGAAACUUCCUUUUAUCAACUUCAUGAAAGCACAUGGCACCUCCUUUCUGAAUGCUUACACAAACUCUCCAAUCUGUUGCCCAUCACGUGCAGCAAUGUGGAGUGGCCUCUUCACUCACUUAACAGAAUCAUGGAAUAACUUUAAGGGCCUAGAUCCAAAUUAUACAACAUGGAUGGAUAUCAUGCGGAAGCAUGGCUACCGAACACAAAAGUUUGGAAAACUGGACUACACUUCAGGACAUCACUCCAUUAGCAAUCGCGUUGAAGCAUGGACAAGAGAUGUUGCUUUCUUACUCAGACAAGAAGGCAGGCCUAUGGUUAAUCUUAUCCCUAAAAAGACUAAAGUCAGAAUAAUGGAAGAAGACUGGAAGAAUACAGACAGAGCAGUAAAUUGGUUAAGAAAGGAAGCAAGUAAUUACACUCAACCAUUUGUUCUAUACUUGGGAUUAAAUUUACCACAUCCAUAUCCUUCACCAUCGUCAGGAGAAAAUUUUGGAUCUUCAACAUUUCACACAUCUCUUUACUGGCUUAAAAAGGUAUCUUAUGAUGCCAUCAAAAUCCCCAAGUGGUUACCUCUGUCUGAAAUGCACCCUGUAGAUUAUUACUCUUCUUAUACAAAAAACUGCACUGGAAAGUUUACAGAAAAAGAAAUUAAGAAUAUUAGGGCCUUUUAUUAUGCUAUGUGUGCCGAGACAGAUGCCAUGCUUGGAGAAAUUAUUUUAGCUCUUCACCAGUUAGACCUUCUUCAGAAAACUAUUGUCAUAUACACCUCAGACCACGGAGAACUGGCCAUGGAACAUCGUCAGUUUUAUAAAAUGAGUAUGUAUGAAGCUAGUGCUCAUGUUCCACUGUUGAUAAUGGGACCAAGAAUUAAGGCCAACCUACAAGUAUCAAAUGUGGUUUCUCUUGUGGAUAUUUACCCUACUAUGCUUGAUAUUGCUGGAGUUCCUCUGCCUCAGGACCUGAGUGGAUACUCGUUGUUGCCAUUAUCAUCAGAAACGUUUAAGAAUGAACAUGAAUUCAGAAACAUACAUCCACCCUGGAUUCUAAGUGAAUUCCAUGGAUGCAAUGUGAAUGCUUCCACCUACAUGCUUCGGACUAACCAGUGGAAGUAUAUAGCAUACUCUGAUGGUACUUCAGUAUUGCCUCAACUCUUUGAUCUUUCCUCGGAUCCAGAUGAACUAACAAAUAUUGCUACAAAAUUUCCAGAGAUUACUUAUUCUUUGGAUCAAAAGCUUCGUUCCAUUAUCAACUACCCUAAGGUUUCUGCUUCUGUCCACCGGUACAACAAAGAACAGUUUCUCAAGUGGAGACGAAGUGUAGGGCAAAACUAUUCAAAUGUUAUAGGGAACCUCAGGUGGCAUCAGGACUGGCUGAAAAAACCAAGGAAGUAUGAAAGUGCAAUUGAUCAGUGGCUUAACACCCACUCUAAUCCAAAAAAAAAUCUGAACAAAAGUUAGAAAAUAAUGUUCUAGAGCAACAUACGGAGAUAUGCUAAGAGAUGGUGAUUAAUUUUUAUGUCUGUUCUAAUACUUACUGAUUUUUGGUUACUUUUAAAGAAUGUAUUCUAUUUUAGGGGCACCUGGGUGGCUCAGUCGGCUAAGCGUCCGACUUUGGCUCAGGUCGUGAUCUCGCGAUCUGUGGAUUCAAGCCCCACAUCAAGGCUCUGUGCUGACAGCUCAGAGCCUGGAGCCUGCUUCGGAUUCUGUGUCUCCCUCUCUCUCCCCUCGCCCUCUCAUGUGCGUGCUCUCUCUCUCUCUCUCUCUCUCAAAAAUAAAUAAACAUUAAAAAAAAUUUAAGAAUGCAUUCUAUUUUAAAAUAAAAUACUAACCAUUAUAGAAUUAUAUAUUUUCAAAAAUGAUUACUAUCCAGACCUCAUUCCUAACAACUUUUAACAACUUAAUGGAGGUAUUAGAAAGAUGGAAGCAAGUAGUAUAAUAUAAAGUUAUGUUCCUGUGAAUAAUAUGGAAUAUAGAGUAUCUUAACAAUUAGAAUUACUUACAAACUAUUAUAUAGUUAUCUAUGAAUA